GAGCGCCGCAACCCAAAUUAUCCCCACCACAGCUCGACUCCUUUACCGCCAACCUAAAUCGUUUCUGCCCAGUAUUCACCAUGGCUGCCCUCGCGACUAAAACCCAGUCGCAAAACAUCUUUACCAAAUUGAAGUCAAAGCCCGCCAACAAAAUAUGCUUCGACUGCGGCGCAAAGAACCCAACAUGGAGCUCUGUGCCCUUUGGCAUUUAUCUCUGCCUCGACUGCUCGUCCAACCACCGUAACAUGGGUGUCCAUAUCUCAUUCGUUCGUUCAACCAACCUCGACAUCUGGCAAUGGGACCAACUGCGAAUCAUGAAGGUCGGUGGCAACGAGAGCGCGACCAAGUAUUUCCAAUCGCACGGAGGUUCCGCUGCGCUCGCAAGCAAAGACCACAAAGCCAAAUACACUAGCAAUGCCGCCAACAAGUACAAGGAGGAGCUGGCUCGGCGCUGCGCUGCAGACGCCAAGUUGUAUCCUAACGAAGUUGUAAUCACUGAUGUCGUUGAGCCUGGUAGCGACGGUACUAACACCCCAGCUGGUGAAGACGAUGACUUCUUUUCCUCUUGGGAUAAGCCGACAAUCAAGCGUCCCUCAAACCCACCCUCGCGUACCGGUACACCUAAGGCUGCAUCACCUUUCCUCAAGCCUAGCGCCAACGGCACGGAUCGCCCGAAAUCGCCCCUUGCUGGCAGCUCUGAAACCGCUACGCCUGCAGCAAAGCCUGCAGCAGUACGAAAGACUGCCGGAGGCGCUGCACCGAAGAAGAACAUUUUGGGUGCGAAGAAAAAGGGUCUUGGUGCAAAGAAGGUGGUCGCUGCCGAUGGCGGACUCGACUUUGAAGAGGCGGAGCGAAAGGCUCGUGAAGAGGCAGAGCGCAUCGAGAAGUUGGGCUACGACCCUGACGCUGAGGCCGCAGAGGUCGCUGCAGCCACCAAGUCUAAGGGCUCUGAAGCAUCUAUCAUCGCACCUACUCCCGUAUCACCGCCGCGUGGCGGCUUCGGCUCGACCUCCAAGCCUGAGCGCUCAAGUCAGGAUAUGGAACGGCUAGGUAUGGGUGUUCAGCGUCUAGGAUUCGGACAAGUAGGCGCUGCAAAGAAGCCUGCUGCUCAGAAGAAGAUGGGAGGUUUCGGCAGCGUAGGCAAGCCUGCUCAAGAUGAUGAUGAGAAGUAUGCGCGAGAGAAGUUUGGUACACAAAAGGGUAUCUCGAGUGAUGAAUUCUUUGGCCGCAAUGCGUACGAUCCUUCAGCCACUGCACAAGCCAAGGAGAGGUUACAAGGCUUUGAAGGCGCAAGCGCGAUUUCAUCCAACGCAUACUUUGGCCGCCCUGAGGACGACGCUGCAGAGGAGGACUAUGGUGAUCUGGAGACUGCUGCCAAGGACUUUGUCCGCAAGUUUGGCCUGACAGCUGGUGAUGACCUCGAAAAUCUGACCAACAUGCUCGGCGAGGGUGCGACGAGGUUGCAAGGAGCCGUCCGGAACUACCUCAACUCGUAGAAUAGGCGUUGAAAUGGUUUAAUCGGGGCAUUCUCAGUGGGUGUUCGAGGAGUCAGGUGGACACAUUCGAUACCAUACAGAUCACGCACAUUGUAUGGCAGCAGAAACAUAGUCUCGGCGCAUGUUGCAAAAGAAGGUGGGGGGUCUGGGAGAGGCGAAGACCAUGAGUUGGCGGGGUUUACUUGGAUUCGACUGUGUACGUAUUGAUCUUUUCCGCGCUGAAGAUGGUUGCAAGGGGUUUGCCCAAGCGGUGUUUUGGGAGUACACAUAAAGUAACGUUGGAAAUCUUGAUUGGAAAUCUGAAUCAUCUUGACCAUUCCCUGUUCUCAUUACUAAGAACUAGAUCGUGCAGAAAAUAACACACCUGAGCGCCAUGUAUGUGCGAAAAAAAAACCCCCAUUAAUAACACCAUUCACUUCAGCUAAACACUGCCAAAAGAAAUAUCAGUCAA
Molecule: messenger RNA, 1947 nt
Organism: Bipolaris maydis ATCC 48331
Lineage: Eukaryota; Fungi; Ascomycota; Dothideomycetes; Pleosporales; Pleosporaceae
Biological process (GO): COPI coating of Golgi vesicle
Molecular function (GO): GTPase activator activity
Source: RefSeq, a predicted model, not a curated record